AUGGCAAAGGACAACCCGAACGGGGCGACGAGAGCCAAGAGCGCACUCGAGCAACUGCCCACUGAGAUCACGCAGCACAUCUUUGGCUAUCUCGACCUCCGAGGCGUUGACAACCUUGCAUUGACCUCGAAACAACUCUAUGCGACCUUGAAACACGGAGAACGCACAAUUCUCUGUCAGUGGAUAGAGAGCCACAUUGAACCCGAGCUCAUUUCCCUCGCGAUGGUUUAUCUUGUGGCGAAACGUGCUGCCUGGAAGCCAACUAUCGGUGAACAUAUCCAAGGGACAUGGAGAGAGUUGUGCAGCCACAUUUCAAAGUUCGGCAAGCAAUACCUUGCUAAAGAAGCAUUACAGCUGACUCAGGUGCCGGCCGAAGUCGACCGCACCUUGGCCGUGCGGAUGGUGUCUGUCCACCGAGCCAUUCUGGCUCAUUCCAGAUACUACUUCAGCUUCGUCACACUUUUCGACCCCUCUCCAACCGAGCUCUUCCGAUUCCAUCGCAUCAUGUACAUCAUGGAGAUCAUCCGAAUCCUAAUCCCGGUUGUGCCACCGCGAGGAGAGCCUGACCCGAUUGUUCUCUUCCUUGGCACCGAGAUCAAUAAGGACCAGGAGCCGUUGGUAGAUGCCUUUGACGAGCAUAGCUUGUUCUGGGACAGGGAGAGAGUCGAUAAGGAAACGCCAUACCUUGCAGGAACUCAGCGUUUCGUCACAGCUGACGAGGUAGCCAGCGGAGCAGAUGGCAUAAUGCUGGAUUUCCGUUUGCACGAUUCUUGUUCCGAACUCAGGACAUAUAAUGACCCCUCUGCCUGGUUGGACCAAUGGCUAUGA
This is a messenger RNA of Neoarthrinium moseri, 828 nucleotides long. RefSeq lists its product as uncharacterized. NCBI's taxonomy places the organism in Eukaryota, Fungi, Ascomycota, Sordariomycetes, Amphisphaeriales, Apiosporaceae. The coding region runs from base 1 to 828 and encodes 275 amino acids. Gene Ontology annotation, molecular function: protein binding. The record is from RefSeq and is a predicted model, not a curated record. The transcript has 2 exons.